Molecule: messenger RNA, 1797 nt
Organism: Clonostachys byssicola
Lineage: Eukaryota; Fungi; Ascomycota; Sordariomycetes; Hypocreales; Bionectriaceae
Source: the annotation of a GenBank genome assembly
AUGAUGAAAUCUACACUCUUCGCUCUCGUGGCAUCUGCUACGCAGCUAGUGGCGGCCACCAAGCCUAACAUUCUUUUCAUCCUCACUGAUGACCAAGACUGGCACAUGCAAUCGCUUCAGCACAUGCCUUUGCUGCAAAAGUAUCUGCUUCACGAAGGCACUCUCUACUCUAACCACUACUGCACUGUCGCCCUGUGCUGCCCUUCCCGUGUCAAUCUGUGGACAGGCCGCGCAGCCCACAAUACCAAUGUCACGGAUGUUUGGGCGCCUUACGGUGGCUAUCCCAAGAUUGUCCGGGAAGGCAUCAAUGAUAACUAUCUGCCACAUUGGCUUCAAGAUGUCGGCUACAACACGUACUACAGCGGAAAGCUCUGGAAUCACCAUACUGUUGACAAUUAUAACGCGCCUUAUGCCGGCGGCUUCAACGGGUCAGACUUCCUGCUCGAUCCUCACACCUACCAGUACCGCAAUGCAACCAUGACGCGGAACGGCGGCCCUCCCGUAAACUACGCGGGCGAGUACUCACCAGACAUUACUGCCGAGAAGGCCUACGGAUUCCUCCACGAGGCCCUUUCGCAUGAAGAACCAUUCUUCCUCGUUCACGCCCCCAUUGCCCCCCACUCCAAUGUCCACUUCUUCCCUGAAUUCCUCGCCGACAAGCCCAUGUAUGCAGACCGCCACGCCCACCUGUUCAAGGAUUACUACAUCCCCCGAACGGAAAACUUCAACCCGGAAGUUCAGGGAGGCGUGAGCUGGGUCAAGGGCCUUCCCCGGCUGAACGACACCGUCAUUGAGUACAACGAUGAGUUCCAGCGUGCCAGACUGCGAUCCCUCCAGUCUGUGGACGAGAUGGUGGAGAAGAUAGUCAAGAUCCUCGAUGCAGCCGGUCAGCUGGACAACACUUACAUAUUCUAUACGACGGACAACGGGUAUCACAUCAGUCAGCACAGGAUGCAUCCAGGGAAGGAGUGCGGCUUUGACACUGAUGUGCACAUCCCUUUGAUUGUUCGUGGACCCAAUGUCCCUGCUGGCCAUAUAUCCGACGCCGUGACUGCACACACCGAUCUCGCUUCGACCAUCAUGCAGCUCGCAGGCGGGUCCGUCCCCGACACUGACGGACUACCCAUUCCUUUGACAAAAGAGUCCGGGAGCGAGUUGCGGCACGAGCACGUCACCAUCGAGUACUGGGGCCUAGCCAUCCCCGAAGGCGUUUUCGGGUGGUAUGCCAACAACAGCAUGAGUGAUCCCGGAUUUUACGUGCCGGGAAACGCGGCCGGUAACAACACCUACAAGGCUAUCCGUAUCAUAGGCGAGAGCUAUAACCUCUAUUACUCCGUCUGGUGUACCGGAGAGAAAGAAUUCUAUGACCUCAAGGAGGACUCUGGGGAGACUAGGAAUCUGCUCGCCGAGGAGCAUUCAUCGGCAUACUACACUCUUGCUGGCCGCUCUUUCGAACAAAUCGUACCCCGUCUUGAUGCGUUGAUGAUGGUCCUCAAGAGCUGCAAGGGCCGAUCGUGCAUCGAGCCAUGGAGGGAGCUGCAUCCCGCAGGAGACGUGAGCAGUCUUCUGGACAGUGUGGAGUCCAGGUUCGACACCUUUUAUGACCAGCAGCCCAAGGUCAAGUUUGCAAAGUGUGAGGUGGCGUAUUUUAGGGAGAACGAGGGGCCCUUUGACGUGAACAAGUUUGGAGCUGGGGAUGAAACAGCUGAGGGGGUUUGGAAGUGGUGGCAGGAUGCGGAGUUGAAGCGCAGUGUAGAGAAUGGUGCGAACAGGGGUAAGUGGAGUGAUUGGACUUAG